Messenger RNA from Gasterosteus aculeatus aculeatus (three-spined stickleback), 2185 nucleotides. Lineage: Eukaryota; Metazoa; Chordata; Actinopteri; Perciformes; Gasterosteidae. The record is from RefSeq and is a predicted model, not a curated record.
ACGCCAUGCUGCUCCCGGCGGUCGCUCUGAUUGGCCUGCUGUGCCUGGGCCACGCCCCCCGCGCGCUGGGAUUGGCCCGGCUGUCGGAGGACGCGGAGCUGCGCUCGGCCUUCUCGGUGGCGCGCACCAACAGCAUGGAGGGCGGGCCCAAGAUGACCGUGACCUUCGACGCCGUCUACGUCAACAUCGGCGGGGACUUCGACCCCAAAGCCGGCCUGUUCCGCUGCCGCGUGGCGGGCGCGUACUACUUCUCCUUCACGGUGGGGAAGUUCCCCCACAAGGACCUGUCCGUCAUGCUGAUGAAGAACCGGAACGAGGUGCAGGCCAUCGUGUACGAGGAGAACGCCGGCGAGGAGCGGAAGGUGCAGAGCCAGAGCGUCAUGCUGCAGCUGGAGUUCGGCGACACCGUGUGGCUCCGUCUCCACGGCGACCCUCGCUACGCCCUCUACAGCAACACCGGCCACUACACCACCUUCAACGGCUACCUGGUCUACCCGGACACCUACGGCUUCCAGACGCACCACCACCCGCGGCCCCAGCAGCAGGACGACCAGGCGAGGGAGGCGCAGGAGGAGGAUGACGAGGAGGAGGAGGAGGAGGAGGAGGACGAGGCGGACGGGCAGAGAUCCGCCUUCUCGGUGGGGCGCACCCAGAGCAUCGUGGGGGUCAACCAGGCCGGCCUGCCGCAGCACCGCCCCGUCGGCUUCGACGCCGCCUUCGUCAACAUCGGCGGCGACUUCAACGUGACGGAGGGCCUGUUCACCUGCCGCGUGGCCGGCGCCUACUACUUCUCCUUCAACGUGGGCAAGCUGCCGCAGAAGACGCUGUCCGUCAAGCUGAUGAAGAACCGCCUGGAGGUGCAGGCCAUGAUCUACGACGACAGCCAGGGCGAGAAGGCGCUGCAGAGCCAGAGCCUGAUGCUGGCGCUGAGGGCGGGCGACACCGUGUGGCUCUACUCGCACCAGAGGGACGGCUUCGGGGCGUACAGCAACCACGCCAAGUACAUCACCUUCACGGGCUUCCUGGUCUACCCGGACUUCCCCAACUCCACCAGCACCGCCGGCAGCACCAGCAGCCAAUCACACGCGGGCAAGAAGCCCUAGCUGCCGGGCCGGGGCAGCGAGGGACUGGACUGUGUGUGUGUGCAGAAAACCGGCCGGUCAAAGAGCCAAAGAGACGUCGGAAUGAAUGAAUGAAUGAAAAUCUCCGUCCCGGGGUUUUGUCACUUUGUCACAGGCAGCGGCGGGACCCUCCCCGACCCUUCGGUCCGCGUGGACCCGACUCUCCACAUCCUGCUUCCACCUCAUCCACAGACCACCUGGCUGACGCCACAUCGGGAUCAUCAAUGUUUCAUGUUUCGCAGAGGAGAAAUAAAUCUUCAAGCUGUAGUUCGGGCUGACGGGCCGCACUGAUGGGGGGAGUUGGGUGGUCCCACAUGGAGGUGAGGAGCUUUGCUUUAAAGGGGAACUCUUCCUGUGAUGCAUCUUUGUCCUCGUCAAAGACCGUUUCUGCUCCAAUGUAACAAAACAAAAACAAAAUAAAAAGACAUAAAAAGCGUCCCUGUCUUUGAUGUUCAGAGGAUGGUGGAAGUUAUGACGGUCGCUCUUUUCUUCUGGAAGGCGACGAGCUCCCGGUGACGUUUGCAUGAAGCUCUUUAGUGUAAAAAAUAAAGUGAAAUGGCCGCUGCGCUGUUGAUUUGAACGAGCGUGACGCUCUGCUCCUUUUUCUCCAUUUCUGUGGUCAGACUUCGUGGUGCGUGAAGCGAUUUGAGUAAAACUCAUCUGAAGCACUUGUGUGAUGCAUGAUUGUAACAUAAAAUAGUGAAUAAAAAACAAACCAGCUUUACACUGUUAAAUGUGUAUUUUUAUUAGGUGGAUCGCUUACGCAGUAACUGACGUUGUGUUGGAUGUUUCUUUCUUUCUAAAGAUCGACGGUCUCUUGUAUAACAAACCUGGGUCAAAACAUACAGUAAAACAAUGCUCAGAAAAAUAGGGAAUUAUGUGUCCCAAAAAUUACAAAUACAACCAUGAUGGAAAAUUUAAAUAUAAAAGAAUAUGUAUAAAAACAAAAAAUAUUUUGACCCAGGUGUUGUUUGCAGAAAACUGCAAAAUGUUUGAGUAUUUCUUACAUGUACGAUGAACGAUUCAAUGGAAAUAUUGACAAAAUAAAAAAAUGACAGCCUGAA